AUGUGCCGCAGCUUUGGGGGACCCAGGGACGGCGGGUCCGCAGCCACCCAGAACCUGCCGGGGAUGCUGGCGAGGCAGGUCCAGUGUCCCCGCAAGGACAGCACGGUGGUUGUCUUAAUUGCUGAAUCACAGUGCAAAAAUUAUACUGAAGGCCUAAUACACAUAACAGAAAAAGUAAUUACAGGGAGGAUCAUUGCUAAAAGAGAAAUUAAGUGCAACCAGGAGGAAUACAAUUUAGGCAUCAAGUGUUGCAAGAAAUGUGAUCGUGGUUUUGUUAAAAAUAUCAGCUGCCCAACAGAUACUAGCAAGCACUGUGUUCCAUGUCAAAGUGGAAAGGAGUACAUAGAUCAUGUCAACGAUUUGGAAGAGUGUUUGAGAUGCUCUUCAUGUGACAGGACAUUUGGGUUGGAGGUUGCAAAGAACUGUACCCCAGCUCAGAACACAGAAUGCGUCUGUGCAAAGAACCAUUUUUGCAAUUCCUCUCUACCAUGUACACACUGCGAUGCAUGUACCAUAUGUGAAAGCGGCAUAAUUACAAAACAAUGUACUUCAACUUCAGACACUGUGUGUGGAGCCCAAGGUAUAUUUGAAAACCUAGCAUGGUCUAGCAUCUGCUGUAUUUUUAGACACUAUUGCAAUUGUAUUGUUCUACACAGCAACCUAAUGCCAUGGUGGGGCACUGCUUUGUUAGUUCUAGUUCUAUCACUACUGUUAACACCUGGAGUAGUAUUUUACUGCAGGAAAAAGAAGUGUCAUACUAGCAAGCAGAACCCGGAUGAAAUAGUCUCCGAAGAGCCUCCUUACACUGUACCUCUCAUACCUACAGAACAUUAAUUUCCUUUUAUGCUUCUAGAUGUUGACUUGAGCAGCCAUGUUGCUGCUAUUGUGGAGGAGAUGACACUCCCACAAGUCAAGACGUUCGUUCGUAAUCAUAAAGUACCAGAACCCGUCAUAGAUCUAACUGUUCGGGACUACGCGAAUGAUACAUCUGAACAGAAGAUUAAGCUGUUUGAAGUGUGGUAUCAAAGACACGGGAUAAGAGGAGCCUAUGGAACCCUAAUAAGCAGCCUGAGAGAUUUUAAAAUGUGCACUGCAGCUGAUAAAAUCGAGGAAAAACUGAAGUCAGCUGUUUCCAGCUGUCAAGAAGGUGGACAGUCUUAUAACAAGGACACUGAGCAAAGCAAAACCUGCACUCAGGAAAGCAGAAACUCCGAUGAUGACAGUGCUGAACUAAGUAAAACCUGUUCUGGUAGUCUGGAAGAGACAUAG
Molecule: messenger RNA, 1269 nt
Organism: Chaetura pelagica (chimney swift)
Lineage: Eukaryota; Metazoa; Chordata; Aves; Apodiformes; Apodidae
Gene: FAS
Product: Fas cell surface death receptor
Exons: 9
Biological process (GO): motor neuron apoptotic process; activation-induced cell death of T cells; necroptotic signaling pathway
Cellular component (GO): CD95 death-inducing signaling complex; membrane raft; external side of plasma membrane
Molecular function (GO): protein binding; tumor necrosis factor receptor activity
Source: RefSeq, a predicted model, not a curated record